Sarcophilus harrisii (Tasmanian devil) is the source of this 4929-nucleotide messenger RNA. RefSeq names its product transmembrane protein 263 (gene TMEM263). The coding region runs from base 1829 to 2179 and encodes 116 amino acids. NCBI's taxonomy places the organism in Eukaryota, Metazoa, Chordata, Mammalia, Dasyuromorphia, Dasyuridae. The transcript is spliced from 3 exons. The record is from RefSeq and is a predicted model, not a curated record.
UGGGCUGGAAGGUCUGGGCGCCUGCCCCAGGGAGGGAGAGAGGGGCACAUCCUAACACAUGCUGCAGAGGUAGAUUCGACAUGGCAGAUGGACAGUGGGGUAUGGGAGAGGAGGAGUCAUCAAGGAUGGCACCAAGGCUGGGAGCCUGGGAGAUGGGGAGGCUGAUGGGGUCUUCGACAAUGGGAGGGCAUUCAGAAAGAUAAUGAGCUCAUCUUUGAACUUCUUGGGUUGGAGAUGUCUGUGGGAUGUCCAGUUUGAGAUUGUUUGCUGGGCAGUUGGAGAUGCAAGACGGGUGGGCAGGAGAUAGAAUCAGGAUAGAUCAGAGAAUCGUUUGUAUAGCGAUAAUUGAAUCCAGGGCUUUUGAUGAGAUCACCAAGGGAAAUGGUGUUGAGGGAAUGGAGAAGUAGGCCAGGCCAGAACCUCGGGGGUCACCUACUGCUAGUGAGUGUCGUUUGGAUGGAGAUGUAGCAAAGGAGGGGUUGUGGAGGGGGGAAGCUGGGAGAGAAGAACAUCAUAGAAACUGUUAGGCUAUGGAGGGCUCCAGGUGGAUGGGAAGGGAGAAAAGGGCAUUGGAUUAGCAAGUGAGAGUUUGGAAUUGUUCUUGUUUGAGUUGUGGUAGAUUGUCAUUGGAGACCACUGGUCAAAGGAGAAUUAUUAACCUCCUCAGAGAAGGUACCACAGAUUUCACCCACCAGCCUGUCUUCACUGUUCAAUUCAAAUGCAGUAGUAACUCACUUGCCAUUUAUUAACUUGCCCUGGUUUGUGCUAGGUGCUGUUCUUGAUGCUUUGGAUGGAAAAGGGUGAAUAAAAUGUGGGAAGCACCAUGUAUAAAGCAUUGUGUUAAGCACGGGGCACGUAGCAGAAAGUUCCAAAGGGACACGCCACCUGGGGAGAUCAUACAGAAGCUAGGGGUUGGUCCUUCGGGUUAGGUGCGGAAUGCCCACGUCCCGGCCUGCAGAGGAACCCUUAUCCAUCAUGUGCGUCUUCAGAGUAUCCAGGGAUCUUAGGGCAGUUCGAAGCUGUCAGAGCUUCAUCACAGUAAUACCAGGAGGGAAUCGGGGAAGACUUCCCGAGGGAGGUGACAGCUGUGGUGAGAGGAUUCUGACAGGCCAUGCGGCCUGACUGGUCUGGGCACCAUGCAUCGUUUGUGGCUGGGAGCAGGGGAGACUCUUUGGCCCCUGGGCUGGGAGUGACAGUAGAGAAUGGCUGGGGGCAUAUGUUUUUUCUGGUCUUGUACCCCAGAUCAAAGCAUCUCAUUAUUCACCGAGUAUAAUAAUUUUUUAAAAAAUCAGUAAAACUGAUCAACCCAAUAUACAUGAUGUGACAUAGACACUUCUUGGAUCCUGGUGGCUGCCAGUGAGCAGGUGUGGUCUUGCACACUUGUUCUUUGGGGCUGAUGGCCAGGGGCUGCUGGUUAGAAUACAGCUGCUCACAGAUGAGCAGCUCUGCUCAUUUUCCUUGUCUGCAUUCAGCAUGUUCAUUGUUUUUGCAGCAGAGUAAUAUUUUAUUACAUUCAUGUGUCACAGCUUGUAUAGAUCACGUAGUCCUUGGACGGUGUGCCAUUUCUUUGUUUCCAAUUAUUUGCUUGUACAAAAAGGUAUUGGGAACUUUAGUAUAUGUGGAGCCUUUCUGUUGUCAAGGUCAAUUACCUCCUUCAAUUAUAGUGAAAUGCCUAGUGGAAUCUCUGGGUAUGAACAAAUCAUCAUUUUAUUUGCAUAGUUUCAAAUUGCUUUCCACAAUAAUCAUAUGAUUUCACAGCUCCACCAGCAUCGCAUUAGCAUUCCUGUUUCUGCAUAAGCCCUGAAGCAUUGACUUUCACCAGGAGACCAUGAAUCAGACAGACAAAAACCAACAAGAAAUUCCUUCCUACCUAAUUGAUGAGCCACCAGAAGGCUCCAUGAAGGACCACCCCCAGCAGCAGCCUGGCAUGUUGUCCCGUGUGACCGGUGGCAUCUUCAGUGUGACCAAGGGAGCCGUGGGUGCCACCAUUGGGGGCGUGGCCUGGAUCGGAGGGAAGAGUCUGGAGGUGACCAAAACAGCCGUGACCACGGUGCCCUCCAUGGGCAUCGGCUUGGUCAGAGGAGGGGUGUCGGCCGUGGCUGGCGGGGUCACAGCUGUCGGCUCUGCAGUGGUGAACAAAGUGCCCUUAACAGGAAAGAAGAAGGACAAGUCUGACUGAGGGAGAGCAGAGCGAUGGAGAAGGUGACUCUGGCUCUCUGUGAACAGCACCGCGAUACCGGUGGCUCUGGGACUGCGACGGAGCCACCUCCUGGGGACGCUUCUCUUGUCACGCGCUGUGUGGGAAGUGUCGGGGACUGACUUUGAUCUGAGUCAAGCAGGUGCCAAGACUCUCAGACAGUUUGUGAAGCUUCCUCAGACUUUGAUUCCAGAUUUUUAAAUGGUGAAAUGUUACGCUCGUUCAGUAGUAACUGAAGGUAUAGUAUGUCUCAAUAUUUACUGUAGGUCUUUCAGUUCAGUUAAAAAUGUGAAAAUUAUAUUUAGUGGAUAAUCUUUGCCGUUCAUCCAUUGAUAAUGUGCCAGGGGACUCAUGGCCCUUAAGAGAGCUGUAAACUCUAAAAAACUGUACCUUUGAUGUGCCUAAUAGUUUUGGAUGUCUCUUAGUUUUUAAAAAUUGUAUUUUAUUUAGGCUAAGAGGCAUAUUUUGCUCAUUUAAGCUGGUAAGAUAGGAAUUGGAGAUGUUAAAAAGUAAACUUUGUGUGAUAAUCUCUGAGCGCUAGCUAUCCUUUGUUAGAUAUGCAUUAUGUUCAUUUAAUCAUUGAUGCCUUACAAGAGGACAUGUUUUCUGAUGCCCUAAAUAUCAUUGCAGUUCCUAGCUUUUGACUAUUUCAGUCCAUACGUGAAAUGAAGACUUUUUUCAUUUAAGAAAAGAAUCUCAGGAGUAUUUAAGUAAAGGCAAUUCUUAUCUUAUCUUGCAGAUAAGAAUUCACUCUUUUAUUGUCUGCCACUUACCAAAAACAUGACGAGUAGACAAAUCAACAUUUAAGCCCAUGUUCCACAAACUCUGGAGUAAAGUAUACCUUGUAGUGCCUAAAGAUACCUUUCUUAGCUGUUCACUUAGAAAGUCAUGUUGGAUGAGUUUCAUAUUAAGAGAUGUUAUACGUGUGACAGAUAACUUUUAUAGUUGUUUUUCAAGAAGUAGCUGCAGCAGCCAAGCCAGAUACAGAAUUCUUCACUCCUAUUCAAAAAAAAAAAAUCUUGUAGGGCUGGUUUAAAUCAAGUGGCACUACCAGCGAUUUUUAAGGACAUUGUAAGUUUUUGAGAACUGCUUUUCAAUUCUCCAGGUGAGCCUGAGGCAUGAAAUGGGUAUAAAUGCUUCCUUUCAGAUUUGUACCUAGAGGAUAUAAGAUAGAGUCUAAGCUUUAUAGACAGAGGGUUUCCAUCAUUUUUCUUUCCAUUUUUUUCUUUUAAAUUUUCAGCCAGUGAAUGAUUUUCUUGUUAAUGACAGUACUAGUUUCUGGUACUAGUGCUUUUGUCUCCCAAGAAUGAAUUUUUAGCAUUCAGUGUUCUUACUAAAUUCAGCUUCAUGAAAACAAACUAAGGAAAUUAUUAGAUGUUAUCUAAGGAGAUGAUAAUCUAGAUAAAUUUUAAGAGUUAUCUUUACACUUGAAUUUGAUAUUCUGUCUCUAAUCUUUGUGCUUUGGUCCUAUGUCUAAAUUAUACUUCUCAGCUAUACUUUGGGCUUACUUAGGGGGUCAUGUAGUGUGUUAAAAGUGAUGUCCAAGGGGACUUGAGCCAAACCACUUCAAGAUCUGGAGCUAAAUGUUUGUUUACAGUGAAGUAGUUUACCUUAGUGUGCAUCCUCACAUAGUUUGAGGAUUAUGUUCCUUAAUACUUAAAACUUUAUUUUUUUCUUUUUAAGCUUUCAUUGGCACCAUCACAGUUUAAGUGAAUCUAGAAUGUUCCACGAAAACUUUGUAUUGGACAUUGUUAGGACUGAAGUAUAGAGUUCAGUCCAAGCUUUAAAUAACUUGCUGUGCGGAGAAUUAGGAUGUACUCACUGGUUACAACUCUAAUUGAAAAGCAUUUGGAAACUGAGACAUGAACACUAUUGAAGUGGCUAAAGAAAACUUUUAUUGGCUAAAGAAAACUUUUAUUGAAGAAUUUAUUUACUGCUGUUUGGGAAAUUCUUUUUUGCUUAUCUAGUAGUUUAUUUUAUUCCUAAUUUAUCUUCUGCAGUCAUACUCUUCAAUGCUUUGUACCUAAAUUUCUUUUACAUGUAGAACUUUAGGAUUUGUUUGCAUAUUUAUUUUUAAUUGUGCUUGUCUCUUAAUAUUUUCUUGCAGUAAAAGUGUUGAAAUUUCCUUUUAUGGAAAAAUCAUCCACCCAUCUUACACGCUAUAUUGUAAAACUUGGUUCAUGUUCUAACCUUCAAGGGUGUUAAGUCAUUUUACAUGUAUUUUUGGGAAGGGCUUCCAGCAACAGGGCAAGGGUUCGGUUAGUGUAGGCGUCUGUGUCGGCAUGAACUUGCCAGUUGAUUAUAUGUACAACUACAUACUUGAUGUUUUAUUCCAAUUUAUUUACAUAGACUAGCAAUUUGACCCGUUAAACAGGAGGAGCUCAUUUCAAGAAACUUAAGGACAGUAUCCCUGGAGGCAUCUGUCGUUUGUGAUUGGAUGGCUCGAAUAAUCCGACCUGUUGAGUGGACAUUGGAAGAAUGAAGGUGUAGAAUUAUACGACUCACCCAAAUGACUGAGACAAUCAUGUUCAAGUGGUGUGCCAUCACUGUUGACAUCACGGAUCUGAUAUGGAGGGACUUGGUAACUGCUAACGGAAUGAAGGUUUUCUAUAAAAGGUGAUGGGAAAGAGAACUCAAAUUAGUAGAUGAGGAAAAGCACUAUGAGCUGCAAAAGAUUAAAUGUUUUAUAAAGACAUUAAGAAAAUAAAGAGAAUUUCAAAAAGACAUUUUAA